Mustela erminea (ermine) is the source of this 2170-nucleotide messenger RNA. RefSeq names its product free fatty acid receptor 2 (gene FFAR2). Gene Ontology annotation, cellular component: plasma membrane. Gene Ontology annotation, biological process: G protein-coupled receptor signaling pathway; cellular response to fatty acid. The coding region runs from base 440 to 1429 and encodes 329 amino acids. Lineage: Eukaryota; Metazoa; Chordata; Mammalia; Carnivora; Mustelidae. The transcript has 2 exons. Gene Ontology annotation, molecular function: G protein-coupled receptor activity. The record is from RefSeq and is a predicted model, not a curated record.
AUCUGGAGUGGAGGGGGAGGUACUGGGGGGGCUGCUGGAAGCCUGUAAGAAACUGGAUGUGAGGCUCAUACCUAGAGACAGGAGCCAGUGUAGGUGGGGUUGAGGAAACAGACGGGGACCUCAAGCCCAGAGAGAGUAUGGAGGGGCCGGGCUGUGUUUGGGCAGCAAGGGUUACAAGCCAAGUGGAACCUGAGUGACCCCGUUAAGAGUUCUUCUGUUAGGAGUCAAAACACUGGACUUUCAUGAAUAUGCUCUAAAGUCUUUGAGGGGACAAGCCCCAAAAGAUAACACAGGUUCACCCUUCCUUCCCUCUGCCCCUCCCUUACACCUCCUUAGCUUCCUCUUUUCAGUACUAGUCCCAGAGUCUGGCAUUGGUCAGGGGAGAAAAAGGCGGAGGAGAAUCUGUGUUCUGCAAAAGGAGAGGAAGAGGAGAGCCAUCAUGACCUCCUGGCGCAACCCCCUCAUCCUCACGGCCUACAUCGUCAUCUUCCUCACCGGUCUCCCGGCCAACCUCCUGGCCCUGCGGGCCUUCAUUGGACGCGUCCGCCAGCCCCACCCUGCCCCCAUCCACAUCCUCCUGCUCAGCCUGACACUGGCGGACCUCCUGCUGCUGCUGCUGCUGCCCUUCAAGAUGACCGAGGCCGCGUAUAACUUCCGCUGGUAUCUGCCCGAGUUGCUCUGUGCCCUCACGGGCUUCGGCUUCUACAGCAGCAUCUAUUGCAGCACAUGGCUCCUGGCGGGCAUUAGCAUCGAGCGCUACCUGGGAGUGGCUUUCCCUGUGCAGUACAAGCUGUCCCGCAAGCCUGUGUAUGGAGUGAUUGCUGCCCUGGUGGCCUGGAUCAUGUCCUUUGGUCACUGUACCAUUGUGAUCAUCGGUCAGUACUGGAACUCAACCCGGAAUAGCACGAAUGAGGACGGCAUCACUUGCUACGAGGACUUCAACAGCUCUCAGCUGAAACUGGUGCUCCCAGUGCGGCUGGAGCUGUGCCUCUUCCUCUUCUUCGUCCCCAUGGUGAUCACCAUCUUCUGCUACUGGCGCUUCGUGUGGAUCAUGCUCACCCAGCCGCAUGUGGGGGCCCAGAGGCGGCGCAGAGCUGUAGGGCUGGCUGUCGUUACGCUCCUCAAUUUCCUGGUGUGCUUCGGGCCUUACAACAUAUCCCACCUGGUGGGGUUUUUCACGAAGAAGAGCCCCCUGUGGAGGGCUGAAGCUGUGGUGCUCAGUUCCCUCAAUGCCAGUCUGGACCCGCUGCUUUUCUAUUUCUCUUCGUCAGCUGUGCGCAGAGCCUUUGGAAAGGGGCUGCAGGUCCUGCGGCAUCGGGGCUCUUCCCUGCUGGGACGCAGAGGCCAAGAGACAGCAGAGGGGACAAAUGUGGACAGGGGUGUGAGUCAAGCAGAGGGAGCUCCGAGUUCUGACUUCACCACAGACUAAGGGUGCUCUAGACCUUUGGAGGCACUCUGGGUGACACAGGCAUUGAACAGGCUAGGAGAGGGGGAAACAGCAGGGUUCCCGUCCCAGGGUCAGAAAUCCACAGACCAAGCCACUGCUGGGGCUGUAAAAAAAAUCUCUCUCUGAGGCUUGGUAUCCUUUUCUGACUGAAGUUUUCUUCCCAAAGGAGCACAGCUCCAGGACAAGAGGAGAAAUGGUUGGGCCUAGAAGCACUCUCAGAUUGGGGUUUCGGAAGCAAUGUAGCUAACACAAAGGCAGUCCUUGUGAGAUAGCUGGGAACUGAGGAUGAUCAGGCUGAAGCAGAGUCCUAAAGGAAUCUUGCUACACACCUUGAAACACCACCCAGACACUGGUCUAGCUGUGGAUAGUAGAAAGGAGACAACAGGGACGAGAUGGAUGAGAACACCAAAUGAGGUCAAGGAAGACUCAGGAAGACUAUGAGUCAAGAGGACUAAGCGGGAGGACUGAGGACUGUGCCUUCUAACGAUCUAGGUUUGCACUGUAUUGCUUUGACCUGCCGCUUUGUAAGUAUGCUCCAGUCAUCAUGUGUAUAUCUUGUCUCCCCGUAUUAAACCUGCCUGAAGUCUGGGUCUCGUCUUCUCCCUCUGUGGCACCUCCACACAGGUCAGGACACAGCCUGGCCAGUCAGAGGUCAACACAGACUAGCACAGGAGUAGACAAGCUGGACUGGCAGAUUGAAAAUAAAGAUGGUAAAACGCUGAA